AUGACGGACGUAGACGAAGAACCGUUGGCACAAGUCUUAGAGGACAUUGAGGUUGUAGACAUGCUGCCAGCUGACGCUGCAGCAGUAUAUGAAUUCAUGGAUGUAUUCGACGUUUUCCCAUCAGACGUCGACGGUGAAUUCAUACCGAUUCCCCUGGCUGCUCCCAGAGCACAUGUGCCCGUUAGAGACCGUCCGGCUGGCGUUCGACACCAACUUCCCGAACAGCACGACAUAGGACCAUUGGAUGCCGCCUGCGCUCACUGUUAUGGCCGUCAUUUCCGGUGUGAGAAGAUUGGAAAUACUCAUUUUUCAACGUGUUGCAAUAAUGGUCAAAUGGCUAUUACGGGUGACCGCGUGUUGGGUCAACCUCCAGAGUUAUUAAUUCAUUUGUUAAUAGAUGAUUCACAGGUAGCCAGACACUUUAGAAAAGAAAUCAGACGAUACAACAACACUUUGGCGUUUGCUGCGUUUUCCACUGACUUCAACCCAAGACGUUUGCCAGGUCGGGGACCAAAAGUGUUUACUGUUCACGGGCAGGUGUAUCGUAGGAUUUCUAACGAUGUCGUCAGAAAUGAAAUGAUGCAACCGAGUUACUGUGAGUUGUAUUUCAUUGAAUCCGGGGAGGCCAAUCGGAUUCGAAUGGCACAACAGCCACGCCAACAUCCAUUAUUGGAGAACUUGAUUACAGAGUUAGACAGUCUGUUACGGCAAAUCAAUCCGUUUGCAGUGGCUUUUCAGACCAUGCGACAGGUAUGGCAGAGGGAACAAGAAGCUGCUGCUGCUGAUCCCACGGUGCGACCGAGAAGAGUGACAAUGCACAUCAUCGCCGACCCAAAUAAUGACCCUCGGCGAUACAAUCCACCAACUGGUAAUGCGAAUGAAGUAGCAGUCGUAUUCGUUGGUGAUGACGGGCUGCCACCGAGGAACCUCGAUCUGGUCAUCUAUGACACGAACCCGGUGGACGCACAACACCGGAUGCAAAGCAUAUCAGUGGGCUCGCCUCAUGCGGAUCCCAUGCUGUAUCCACUGUUCUUUCCAUACGGAGAAUCCGGUUGGCAGUACAACCUGCGACAAGAGGGU
Messenger RNA from Melanaphis sacchari, 1080 nucleotides. RefSeq lists its product as uncharacterized. The transcript has 3 exons. The annotation marks the transcript as partial. The record is from RefSeq and is a predicted model, not a curated record. NCBI's taxonomy places the organism in Eukaryota, Metazoa, Arthropoda, Insecta, Hemiptera, Aphididae.